GUCGGAGUUAAACUAGAAAAACGCCCUAACCGCAUUCCACAAACGUCAAACUAGUCCACUAACCAUCAAUUUUCGCAAACUUUUGCGCAUUACGACAUGCUUGUAUUCCUUUAAAAAUGCUUACCAAAGUGAUUCAACGGGCCCUAAAAUUCCGUUGCAAACGGAGCUACCCGACCAACAUCUACGAUAUCUCCCGCGGCUCUGCCUUCGCGAUCCGUCGGCCUUACAGCGAUGAAGUCAAGAAAGCCCAAGUACAAAGUAUGGCAACGCCGGGCCCGACUAUUUUCGACAAGAUUUUAUCGCGUGAGAUAAACGCUGAUAUAAUUUAUGAAGAUGAUUUGUGUAUGGCGUUUAACGAUAUAUCUCCGCAAGCGCCCGUGCAUUUUCUAGUUAUUCCUAAGAGGAGGAUACCAAGAUUGCAGGAUGCAGAAGAAAGUGAUAAAGAGCUCCUCGGGCACCUGAUGUCCGUCGCCCGCGCCCUAGCCACGGCGCGCGCGCCCCUGGGCUGGCGUCUCGUCGUCAACAACGGCCGAGAGGGCGCUCAGAGCGUCUACCAUCUCCAUCUCCAUAUCCUGGGGGGGCGGCAGAUGGGCUGGCCACCAGGCUAAGGGGGACGGUACUCUAAACCUUGUCUUUACAUCCUAAAUACUGUUCAGUUCAAUUGUGCCAAUUUGUCCAACUGAUCCUAUUUCUCCUGUCAUUUUAGCAUAAAAAUUAUUAUUUAAUUAUUUCAUUGUCUAGUCUCAAAAUGAUACUUAGACGUAAAUUGUUUUAGUUCAAGUACAUAUUUCAUAUAAUUAAAUAUAAUACAAUGUACACAAUGUAUAAAUGUAACUUUCCGGUUGUCCUAAUACCUACCAAAUACUAGUAAAAAAAAAAAAAAAAUACAACAUAUCCGAUAAUUAAUGAAACAGACAGUAAUGUCAAACCUGUUUAUUGUAUUUUUUUUUCUCCUCUGAAGACUAGUAAAUAGAAUUUAAGUAUGGCUCAUGAUUUCAUUUUCUUUAUGCUGUUAGUAUGUAUAUAUGUUAACAUUAUGUACUUAAUAAUGAACCUCCAGGUCUAUGAUUCUUAAGUAUGUUAAGUACUCUACAUUGUACUUCAAAUCCAUUUGUAUAUGUGACUGUUUGUGUUCUAAAUAAAUGAAAAAAAAAAAAAUUGUUUCAAAAGCAGGAUGAAUGCGUAGACUUCGCAAUCGAACUGUCUUUUAGUAACUGGGAUGUAAAAACAAGAGCUUAGUGGAGUGGACCCGGGUAUGUCCUUAAACUACGUCCACAAGAGAGGUAUGGGCAUUGUGAAUGUCAUCUCGCUCUGUGUGGUAGGGCACAGCACAGCGGAUGUCAUUCCAGAUCUAGAGCAGAGCCCAACUGGGGAAGUACCUCCACCUUACAGAAAAUCGCAGCCAAAUAACACUAGACCCUACUCAUAGUGUUGUGUUCCUGUCGGUGAGUAAGGUUGCCAGAGCUCAACGAGGGUGGGAGAGGGUUAGGGUCGGCAACGCGCAUGUAACUCUUUUGGAGUUGCAGGCGUACAUAGGCUACGGAUACUGCUUACCAUCAGGCAGGCCGUAUGCUUGUUUGCCACUGACGUAGUAUAAAAAAAAAGUAAUGAUGCAGCCAGAUAAGUCAUGUCAGGGUCGCCAUGUAAGGAACAAGCGAAACAAUCGAAAAGUGUAAACUGAUUUAUUUGUUUAAGUGUUUACAAAUUAUAGGGGAUUCUUGUGGCUACAUCGUUACUAUACUACCACUGGGCAGAAGAGUAAUAAUGUAGCUAAACAAUAUUGACCAGUUAAAAUAAUUACAUACCAUGCAUAAAAAAAAAAGGAAAAUCCUAGACCAAAGCCGAAAUAACGUUUGAACACAAUUUCUACAAAAAAGACAAACAAACAAACGUGGCCGUGUGUAGGGGCUCGUACAUGACUACCGCCGAGGAACCUCAAAAAUGCAAAUUAGCAUCCGUUAUUCACGCCUUCAUUCAUUGAAUGUCACGGUCGUCAUGUAAGGACGAGAGAGAAAUACUAAUUUAUUUGUCUAAAAGUUUACAAUUUAUAGGGUUUACUUGUGGCUACGUUGUUACUCUACUGCGCUAGAAAAGAGGGGGAGGGGCACCUCCCUUUAGGGGGGUAGACGUGAAUGAAGGGUUUGGAAACGCUCAACUUUUUGCAAGGAAAAGAUAUGUUGUUUCUUAUUAUAAGGUUACGUUUUACUCUGCACGUUGAAUUUGGUAAUAAUUUAGCUUAUCUUUAUUUAUCUAAAGAUAUAGACUAUUCUUUAUGAUAUUGUAACCAUUAUCUAAAAACAUAUGAACAGAAAUAAACCUUAGUGGUAACCAAUGGGGAAAAUUAACUCGAUGUGACAAAAGUUGUGUAAAAUCCAAAAGGAUUUACCCUUUAAAAGUGCAUAUUUUCUUCCCCUUUUUAUUUCUACGGUUGCUGGUAAAUUUCAUCUGAAAGUAGUAUAAUUUUUAAAAGGCGGAUACUUUUAUAUUUUUAAACGAAACUGACCAAAAGAAAAAGAUUUACCCAGUGUCAUAAAUUCGCCAUCUUAGGUAAUAAUUUAGUUUUAAUUUCGUGCAAUAAUUAGCCAAAUUAGUUAAGGGUUUUGAAUUAUCUCAAAUUGUUAUCACAUUAAGGUAAGAUGUGAAGUUUUUCUGAAAUAGAUGCAAGCUAAUUGUUGCCAAUCUUGUUAAAACUAAGUGUCUAAGUUUUUUUAUAGCUUUUAUAGGUAAAGGUACCUGGAUAAAUGGGAUAAUUUAGAAAAACACAGAUAUUUAUUAAAGUAAAAGGUUUCAAGACGAAGCAUUUCGGUACAUUUAGCUCUAGUGACUUCUACAGUUAUUCUAGAUCGUUGGUCUGAUGCAAUGCUUACAUUCUUUAUCACAUGGCAGUUACUGAAUUUAAAUGAAAUAUUAAUCUAGAGAUU
Messenger RNA from Cydia pomonella (codling moth), 2921 nucleotides. RefSeq names its product adenosine 5'-monophosphoramidase HINT1-like. NCBI's taxonomy places the organism in Eukaryota, Metazoa, Arthropoda, Insecta, Lepidoptera, Tortricidae. The record is from RefSeq and is a predicted model, not a curated record. The coding region runs from base 117 to 608 and encodes 163 amino acids. Gene Ontology annotation, biological process: purine ribonucleotide catabolic process. Gene Ontology annotation, molecular function: hydrolase activity. Gene Ontology annotation, cellular component: nucleus; cytoplasm. The transcript is spliced from 2 exons.